AUGGAGUUCAAUAAGAGAGAUCCUGUUCUUUCGGAAUACAAGGGCGAAGAUCCUUCGUAUCAACGAUCUUCCUCUAGUGAAGGGGACAUUGAGACUGUCGGUAAUCUUCAUCGAUCACUCAGCAAUCGUCAGGUUCAAUGGAUUGCUAUCGGUGGUUCAAUCGGAACAGCCCUCUUCGUCAGUAUCGCAUGGGGACUAACAGCUGGUGGGCCCGGCUCACUCUUCAUUGCAUUCCUCUUCUACAGCUGUGUCAUUGGUUCCAUCAAUAGCGGCAUCGCAGAAAUGACGGUCUUUAUGCCCGUCUCUGGCUCCUUCCUUCGAUUCGCAGGUGUCUGGGUCGACGAAGCAUUCGGGUUCAUGGCUGGUUGGAAUUUCUUCCUAUAUGAAGCUAUCCUCAUUCCGUUUGAGAUCUCAGCACUCUGCCUCGUACUGCAAUUUUGGAGGGACGAUAUACCUGUUUGGGCGGUCUGCCUUGGCUGCAUUGUUCUCUAUGGUCUCAUCAACGCUUUCGCCGUCGGCUGGUAUGGUGAAGCUGAGUUCUGGCUAUCCUCUGGAAAGGUUAUCUUGAUCUUAAUCCUGUUCUCCUUCACAUUCAUCACCAUGGUCGGUGGUAAUCCUCAACACGAUGCCUAUGGAUUCAGAUAUUGGAAAACGCCUGGAGCCUUCGCGGAAUCGGUCACGACAGGCUCGCUGGGCAAGUUCCAAGGUUUCCUGGGAUCAUUGUGGGUUGCUGCAUGGACAGUUUGUGGUCCAGAAUAUAUCGCUAUGAUCUCUGCCGAGGCUGUCUAUCCUCGAGUCACUAUCAAGCAAGCUUUCAAGACUGUAUACUGGCGUUUCGGUUUCUUCUUCAUCCUUGGUGCCCUUUGUGUUGGUAUUCUUGUUCCAUAUAAUGACGAAACUCUCCUCAACGUUCUUGACACCCAAGGAACGACUACUGGCGCUGCUUCACCUUACAUCAUUGCCAUGCAAAAUCUUGGCGUUGGUGGACUUCCCCACCUGGUCAACGCACUACUCGUCACAUCCAUCUUCUCCGCAGGGAAUACUUACUGCUACAUGGCCACUCGCUCUCUGUACAGUCUUUCUCUUCAAGGCCAAGCACCGAAGUUCCUGCGCCGAACGUCCAAGUCUGGAAUUCCAUGGUUGUGCUUUGGCAUCACAAUGAUCUUCCCGUUCCUCAGUUUCCUCCAAGUCAGCGCCAACUCAGCACAGGCUAUCAAGUGGCUCAUCAAUUUGGUUACAGCGUCUCAAGUGUUGAACUACGUGAUCAUGGGAACUACAUACUUGUUCUUCUUCCGCGCUCUCAAGGUCCAAGGCAUUGACCGCCGGACCCUCCCUUAUCGAGGCUGGUGCCAACCCUACAUCAACAUCUUCGGCCUCGUUUUCGUUUCUAUAAUCGUCGUCGUGCAAGGCUACAGCGUCUUCCUCCCAGGUAACUGGGACGUCGGGACCUUCUUCACCUACUACACCAUGAUCUUUGUGUGCAUCCUACUCUUCGGCUUCUGGAAGAUCUUCAAGAAGACGAAAUUCGUGAAGCCCGAGGAGGCGGAUCUCGUGUGGGAGAAGCCAGCGAUCGAUGCAUAUGAGGCGAGUAUCAAUCCUCCCUUGGGGCUCUGGGAGGAUAUUUGGGUUACGACUUUGGAUGCGUUAAGGAUUAGGAAGAGGAGGAGUGAGAACCAUGUUUGA
Messenger RNA from Cadophora gregata, 1683 nucleotides. RefSeq lists its product as uncharacterized. Gene Ontology annotation, cellular component: membrane. The record is from RefSeq and is a predicted model, not a curated record. Gene Ontology annotation, molecular function: amino acid transmembrane transporter activity. Gene Ontology annotation, biological process: amino acid transmembrane transport. NCBI's taxonomy places the organism in Eukaryota, Fungi, Ascomycota, Leotiomycetes, Helotiales, Ploettnerulaceae. The coding region runs from base 1 to 1683 and encodes 560 amino acids. The transcript has 4 exons.